UAAUUGCUAGAGCUUUGGAUUUUUUUGUGUGCACAAUUGUCCGCUUAAGUAGUUAAUAGUCUGAAAAGCUGUCAGAGUAACUGCAUUAAGGAACGUAAAUACCGUAAAGCAUCAGAUGUAUUUGGGCAUAAUUUGCAGUGAUUUCAGGCUGCUUAUGGCACUGAUAUUAAAUAAUAAUGUUAAAGUAAAAGUAGAGCAAGUGAUAUUUUGUUAGCAACACUGUGAAGUAUUUUGUUGCAUCAUCUGUAGAUCGUGAAGUUGUGCAGUUCAGCAUUCUGGGCACGAUAGAAAACUUCAGCGUUUUAUCCAUCUAGAAACUUUCUGUGCUGACAUUUAGUUCAGUAUGGAUCAUCUCCCUGAGCAAGGAGUGCACAUGUACCUUACACGACACCGGAUGUAUCCCUUCAAUUAGUGUUUCUGCUCAUCUGUAGCUAUUUUGAGAGGAAAGAUGUGGGCUAGGUAGAAAGAGAGCAACUAGGCAAAAGGGCUGCAGGAAGUGAGAAAAGGAGAAGGGAUUCUCCCUUCUCUAAUGGGAAAAAGUGCCUCUGUAGUCCCACUGUUCUGGCUCUUCAGAAGCUUUUGAGAUGUGGUCUCCUGCUAGCACCAGACCUAGCAUUGAUUAAGGUAAUUUUUUCCUUCCUUUCCUUUCUUGGCUUUCUCCCCCAUACCCAGUUCUGGGUUAAAACACAAACAAACAAAUACAACAAACAAAACAACAAAAAACACCAAAACUUUAAAAUUCUUUGUGAUACAGCCUGGAACUACUGUAAGCAGUAGCACAUGGAGUUUUAUUUUUCCUACUUUCCUCUCCUCCCAGAGGAAAUGUCUGACAGUGGAAGGCACCCUGAUUGUCCUCAGAGUGAGUGGUUUCAGAAUUUUGACCUAUUCUUGAAACAGGAUCCUUUUGCUCUGAACAGAGCAAGCAGUGAGGUUAACACAAGUCUGGCUGCCCUGUCCCUUGAUGCUGGCCAGGAUCUGAGCAGUUGAUGGUAUCGUACGCCCCCGCAUUCAAGCAGAUCCAUGAGGUGAAGAAAAGCAGUGUUUAUUUAACAAAGCUGAUUAUUUUCUUAUGAUAGCUAAUUGUUAUUUUAGACUUAUCUCCCCUCAUGCUGUGGAACUGCAAAUAGAUUUAAAUACCAUAUGUGUGUUCAUCCCUCAUAAUGAGAGUUAUCCUUCACAGAAGGAUUUAUGCAUAAAUCUUUGCAGAUACUGAAGUGUUGCCAAAUCAACUUAAUUACCUUGAUGCUUCCAGAUCAUAAAUUUCUUUUUUCUAUGCGCUGUACAAAUGCCUCCAAUAUGCAGUCAUGGAGUAUUUUAGCACUUUUUAACUUAUCCAAGCGCUUUAACUGUGCAUGCGUGAGGGAAGAGGUAGCAUUAGGAUUCAGAGCUGAUGUCUGUUCUCAGAGUUCAAUCAUGCUUAUUUUCUGGUAGCAUUUGAAAUGGAGGUUCACAUCAAAGACAACCAUAUUGCUAAGAGCUUAGAAACAUGUGGAACAUUGCGUGAAUACAUAAAUGCCUGAUUUAUCCAUCUACUGAACAGUUACAGUAACUAGAUAUGUAACACACGAAAAGUGCCAGGAUUACUUCUAUUCAAACAGCUGACUUGAAAUUAGAAAUAGUAAGACAGGAAUCCUCAUGUCAGAUGGUCUAAAAGACAACCAAGUAGCUGGAAACACGUGUUAGCAGAAAAGGUACUUGGGUACGAGACAGGACAUCCGCUUGUUGAUCUUAAUAAGUGUUAAUAUAUUUAAUUAUAGACUCAGCACUGUGGGACAUGUUGCAGCACUUUGGAUUCUGAUCAAAUGCUUUCCUGCAUCUCUUGUGUGGUUUUGGCGACACUAGGCCAGACUGUGGCAUUCUAGGAGUACCAGUUGGAAAACAUGGGAUCUGGUAGUUCUGUAAAUGCCAACUACAAGUACUCUCUACAGAAGUCUGAAAAUGCUUUCAAGGCAGCUGUUCUGAUCCAAAGGUGGUAUCGGCGCUAUGUUGCUCGUCUGGAAAUGCGCCGACGGUGCACUUGGAGAAUCUUUCAAUCCAUUGAGUAUGCCUGUGAGCAGGAUCAGAUCAAGCUUCACAACUUCUUCAGUUACCUCAUGGACAACUUCACACCAAGCAGCAGUAAAGAAAGGGAUUUUAUCAGUCGCAUGUUCAUAAGCGGAGAAAGCUUCAAAGAGGCAGAGCUGGAGAAGUACUGCGACUAUGAAUCCCUGGAGGUGCCAGACUCCUACACUGGACCCCGUCUCUCUUUCCCACUCCUUCCUGACCAUGCGACUGCCCUGCUGGAAGCUUUCAAACAAAAACAACAGCUCCACGCUCGCUAUGUCUUAAACCUUCUGCAUGAGACCAGGAAGCACCUCAAGCAAUUGCCAAACAUCAGUCAUGUCUCCACCUGCUAUAGUGAGGAGGUCACCGUGUGUGGAGACUUGCAUGGCCAGCUGGAUGACUUGUUCCUCAUAUUUUAUAAGAAUGGCCUUCCUUCUCCUUCCAAGUCCUAUGUGUUCAAUGGGGACUUUGUAGAUAGGGGCAAACAGUCCCUUGAGAUCCUCAUCAUCCUCUUUACCUUCCUCUUGAUAUAUCCAAAAGAGGUUCAUCUCAAUCGUGGGAACCAUGAAGACCACAUGGUCAACUUACGGUAUGGGUUCCUUGUGGGGCUGAUGACAAUGUCAAGGGUGUCAUUGCAAAAUCUUACUCAACUUCUGUUCUGUUCCUGUAGGUAUGGUUUCACCAAGGAAGUCAUGCAGAAAUACAAGUUGCAUGGGAAGAAAAUCUUGAAGAUGAUUCAGAAUGUGUUCUGCUGGCUACCUCUGGCCACCAUGAUUGAUCAGAAAGUCCUUGUUAUACAUGGAGGUGUCUCUGAUACUACUGAUCUGGACAUGCUUGAGAAAAUCCAAAGGAACAAAUUUAUCUCUGUAUUGAGAGGGAAGAAAAGAAAAGAGUCAAACAGAAAUGUGGAAGUAAAGGAGAUAAAUGGAGAGAGCCAAGCAGAGCCUGAUUCAGCAGGGAAUGAGACAAUGUCCAGCUUACCCUCACAGCCCCGACCAGCCCAGGCUCCCAGCAUGACCAACAGGGUGGAGUUCUCCAGGUGGGUCCGGCAAACAGUGCAGGAGCAAAUUGAGUGGUGCCGCAAGUUGGUGGACAUCAGCGAUUCAGAGGAAGAGGAGCUCACUUGCUCCAGUUUGGUCUCCUUAACAGAUUUGGAUGGGCCGUGCUGGACUCGGCAAGAGGAGUGGAAGCAGAUUUUAGACAUUCUCUGGAGUGACCCCAUGCCUCAGGAGGGCUGCAGAGAAAAUACGGUGCGAGGUGGUGGCUGCUACUUUGGGCCUGAUGUGACGGGGAACAUCCUUGAGAAGUACAACCUGCAGUUCCUCAUCCGCUCCCAUGAAUGCAAGCAAGAGGGCUAUGAGUUCUGUCACAACCGGAAGGUACUGACCAUAUUUUCAGCCUCAAACUAUUAUGAGAUCGGCAGCAACAGGGGAGCCUAUGUGAAGCUGGGGCCAGACCUGGUGCCCCAUUUUGUUCAGUACCAAGCAAACAAGACUGCCCACACCCUCACCAUGACCCAAAGAAUCAGCAGAGUGGAGGAGUCAGCCUUCCGAGCCCUGCGAGAAAAGCUGUUUGCUCACACCUCUGCCCUCAUCAGUGCAUUCAAGCUGUAUGAUAAAGACAAUACAGGAAAGAUCACGCUGAGCAACUGGGCAACAGCAGUGGAGUCAGUCUUGCGCCUGGGAUUGCCGUGGCGGAUGUUGAGACCACAGCUGGUGCGCAGUACAGCAGAUGGCAUGCUGGAGUACAAGUCCUGGCUUGACGAUUUGGCCAUGGAGCAGAGGAGCCAAGAGCACAUCCAGUCGAGCUUGCUGGAAGUUAUCUAUCGAAACAGAUCCAACCUGGAGACCAUAUUCAGGAUCAUAGACAGAGAUCAUUCAGGUCUCAUCUCAUUUGAGGAGUUCCACCAAACCUGGAAGCUGUUCAGCUCCCAUAUGAACAUUGAACUCACAGACGAUGGCAUCAAUGACUUAGUUCGCAGCAUUGAUUUCAAUAAAGAUGGAAACAUUGACUUCAACGAGUUCCUAGAAGCCUUCCGCCUUGUCAAACAGUCCCAGUAGUGAGAACCCAGGGCAGAUCAUCACAUCCAUUGCCUUGUCUGCAAAGCCAGUAGGACUGUUUCCUACCUAACUGCAGAGCAUGCCCGCGGCUACAAACCAGAGGAAGGCAGAGGAAGGGAAGGCAGGUUCCUGGUGCUCUUCAUUGAAGACAGCAACCACCCAGCCAACAGCUGUGAUCCAUUUGGGGAAGGUAAUGAUAAAAUAGAUAAGUUAUACCUCAAUUAUGACUGCAUUUUAAAAGGAACUGUGUUACAAAUAGAAAACUCUGCUCAAGGGGAGAGGCAAGUUAAUUUCUCUCAUCAAUGCAUGCCACGAAAUCUUACAAGUCUAUUCAAGUUGAGUAAAACUAAAGUAAAGGUAUUUCUUAGAGGCACUGCUUUACUAGGUAGCAAUUGCUAGAGCACAGUCUUCCUUAAUAAUAAACUUUUUUCUAGAUGCCUUGUUCAGGGCUGUUCAUCAUGCCUUCUCUAGAUUUUCAGUUCUACUAUAAACAGUACUAUUUCUGUGACAACAUCUAUUUCUCUCAUUGUUCCUUUGCUUCAGUAAGAUAUAUCUACUAAAAAUAUGCAGUGGAGCAACACACAAAAAAUGAACUACCAUCAUCUCAUAUGUACUGAACAGUCUCUCCCACAGGCUCUUAAAUCUGCCAAGGGUACCCUUUUGAUACUAACUAACUACUCCCCAGCUAAAGCAGUGUUGCUGUAUGCUUGAGGUCGUUCAAUUUUGAAGCAUGAUGCAACUGCAGCUUAAAAAGCAGUGGGGGAGCACUUAAAUUUUUAAAUAAAGUGCAAAGGAAACACAAAUUCUCUUUCUCUCAUACCUGCAGCAGAAUCAUUCUAGCAGAGGUACUAUGGCCUUUGUAAUCAACUUCUUGGGAUAAUGAAAAUUCUGUCUCUAAGGUGAGUUCUAAAUGUGCUGUACAACCUUCUCCUUCAGGUAAUCACGUAUUUUUGUUUCAGUUAUUUUCUGUGACUUGAGGACAGAAAAGGUGGUUCUCCAGUGCCUCUACUACCACUCUGCAGUACUUCGUACCAGUGGUGGCACAAGGGUGCAACCCUGUAUUUUAGUUUGGGGACUGAAGCUGUUAAGGAGUGCUGUGGCAUUGGAUUUGCUGGAAGCUUCACAGCUUCACUGACAUAGCUGAAAAGGAGCCAACAUCAUGCACAGUUAUUACAAAGUCAGACUGAAUUUAUUAUUUUCCAGAAAUUCAAAAUAAAAAAAAGCAGAAGACAAUAUCUAGACACUGUUGUUAGCUGAGGGGCAGAAAAGCACU
Messenger RNA from Meleagris gallopavo (turkey), 5376 nucleotides. It is a transcript of the gene PPEF2, whose product is annotated as protein phosphatase with EF-hand domain 2. Gene Ontology annotation, biological process: negative regulation of MAPK cascade; detection of stimulus involved in sensory perception. The record is from RefSeq and is a predicted model, not a curated record. Lineage: Eukaryota; Metazoa; Chordata; Aves; Galliformes; Phasianidae. Gene Ontology annotation, molecular function: calcium ion binding; phosphoprotein phosphatase activity; manganese ion binding.